CUUGCCUAGCCGUUUCAAUUUCUAGGGAAGCCCAGCAUACCGCAGACUACGUGGCUGUUGUGGGCACUCCAGCCUUUGUCACACACUUGCGACCAGCCUUCAGGAAGCCUGACUUCAACCAGGCCCUCAGUCACAGGCAGGGGUCGCCUGCCCCACUCCACAGCUGGUCGAAGUCGCACCUCCUCCACUUGCAGCUGAUGCUCCACCUGAGACAGCAUCAACCAGAAACAGGGAAAGAACCACAAUAGCAAUACCGUGCCACUCUGAAGGAGCCCUGUAAAACCCAAUGCCUUGUGCACUGCAGACCUCAAUGACGUUGGAGUCUGAGAAGCCGGGAAGGCGCUGGUCCUUGCAGAUGACCCCUGCAUCCUCAUCAUGGGUUGGAGGCCGGGCAGCGGCGUUCAUGAUGCUUGACUUGCAAACGGUUUCGGGACAGUAGGACGGCCCCUGUGGCAAGCAGGAAGCUUUCCAGCCCGUACUCGUUCCUCCACAUCCCCAAUUAGACAGAGUAUCAACAGUCCAGUCCAAUUCCAGGGCUGGGCCAUGAAAACAGCCCCUCCGCCCCGCAUCACCGCCGCAGGGGCCCGAGAGGGGCGGGCACGCCUCCGGCACCCUGCAGCCCCGCCCCACCCCGCCCCGCCCUCAACCCUCGGGGCCAGGAAGCGCGGAAGGAAUCGCCUGGGCCAUGGACGGGGCUGUGAUGGAGGGUCCGCUUUUUCUGCAGAGUCAGCGCUUCGGGACCAAGAGGUGGAGGAAAACUUGGGCUGUGCUUUACCCAGCCAGUCCUCACGGCGUGGCACGGCUAGAAUUCUUUGAUCACAAGGGGUCGAGCUCUGGAGGGGGUCGAGGCGGCUCUCGCCGUCUAGACUGCAAGAUGAUACGCCUGGCUGAAUGUGUGAGCGUGGUGCCUGUGACUGUGGAGAGUCCCCCUGAGCCCGGCGCGGCUGCCUUCCGCCUGGACACCGCGCAGCGCUCGCACCUGCUGGCGGCGGACGCCGCAUCCAGCACCGCCUGGGUGCAGACUUUAUGCAGAACCGCCUUUCCGAAAGGCGGCUGGGCUUUGGCGGAGACGGAGAACCCACCUAAGUUUUCUGCCCUGGAGAUGUUGGAGAAUUCGCUGUACAGCCCCACCUGGGAAGGAUCCCAGUUCUGGGUAACCUCGCAGAAGACCGAGGCUUCUGAACGCUGCGGCUUGCAAGGCUCCUACAUAUUGAGGGUGGAAGCUGAGAAGCUGACCCUCCUGACUUUGGGUGCGCAGAGUCAAAUCCUGGAGCCGCUCCUUUUCUGGCCCUACACGCUGUUGCGACGCUAUGGCCGAGACAAGGUAAUGUUCUCCUUUGAAGCCGGUCGCCGCUGCCCCUCUGGCCCUGGGACCUUCACCUUCCAGACUUCUCAGGGAAAUGACAUCUUUCAGGCAGUUGAGGCUGCCAUCCAGCAGCAGAAAGCCCAAGGAAAGGUGGGACAGGGACAAGAUAUCCUCAGAACUGACUCCCAUGAUGGGGAGACAGAGGGGAAGAUAGUUCCCCCUCCUGCUCCCCAGGACCCCCUGGGCAGCCCGCCAGCCCUAUAUGCGGAGCCUUUAGACUCCUUGAGAAUUCCUCUAGGCUCUUCUCAGGACCCUCUAUAUUCAGACCCCCUGGGCAGCACCCCUGCUGGGGCAGGGGAAGGGGUGCAUUCGAAGAAACCUCUCUAUUGGGAUUUGUAUGGGCAUGUGCAGCAGCAGUUGCUGAAAACCAAGCUGACAGACUCCAAAGAGGAUCCCAUCUAUGAUGAACCUGAGGGCCUGGCCCCAGCCCCUCCCCGGGGCCUUUAUGAUCUGCCUCAGGAGCCUAAGGAUGCAUGGUGGUGCCAGGCUCGGCUGAAGGAAGAGGGCUACGAACUCCCUUAUAACCCUGCCACCGACGACUAUGCUGUGCCACCUCCUCGAAGCUCGAAGCCUGCCCCUGCCCCCAAGCCACAGGGCUUGGUCCUUCCUGAAUCUGGUACCAUAGGUGGCAGUGGCAGCAAAGGCCUCAGCUCAGACACAGCUCUGUACAGCCAGGUCCAGAAAAGUGGGACCUCAGGGGCUUGGGACUGUGGACUCUCUAGAGUAGGGAAUGACAGAGCGGGGGUCAAGUCAGAGGGUUCUGCCUGAGACAGUUGCUGAUAGGGUCCAUGGGGUGGUGGCACUAAAAAAGAAACCUGAGGGUGGGAGGGACCAGGGGAUCAGAGGAGUCAGGAUGACCAGUCUCGGGGAAGUCGUGGGAGUAGAUCAAACAGGGCUGAGGGAUAGGCCCUGGGAAGGCCCAGCAGUGCUAAGGAUUGGCUAGCUGAUGGACUAGGCCUAUGGAAGGGUCCACUGGUUGGAGUGGGUACCCUUUGGGGAGGCCACUAUGGAUCCUUACUACUGUAUUGUUCUUUGCCGGAUACAUUUUUAAUUUAUAAGAUAAAUCUCAUUAAAGCCAGCUUGGGUUGAAAAGG
Messenger RNA from Mastomys coucha (southern multimammate mouse), 2460 nucleotides. RefSeq names its product docking protein 1 (gene Dok1). Gene Ontology annotation, cellular component: cytoplasm. The record is from RefSeq and is a predicted model, not a curated record. Bases 686 to 2134 code for a protein of 482 amino acids. Lineage: Eukaryota; Metazoa; Chordata; Mammalia; Rodentia; Muridae. The transcript is spliced from 9 exons. Gene Ontology annotation, biological process: positive regulation of MAPK cascade; cell surface receptor protein tyrosine kinase signaling pathway.